UCUCGCGAGAUGAGACAUGUGACGUCUGCAUUAGCUGGCCGGCAGGAACCACGGAGCUGGACAUUUAAACAGCGAUCCGGGAGUGCGGGCUGUGCUAAGGAAAUCGGGAGUGUCCCGCGAAAAGCGGGACUGAUGGGCGGUAUGAUUAAGUAGAAGGCCCCAUUCUCAUUUCGCUCACUUCACUCACCGUGGAGCUGCGUUGUCAUGAUAUUGGUGACACUAAUGACCAGCAAAGCUGUCUGGGAACCCUCUUUGCUUCCUAACAGAACCAUACAGAACAGGGCUCCUGAUAAAAGCCAAAUAAUAGCUGUGUCCUGAAGCCGCUUGUCAUACAGCAGGAGAACACAGUGCUUGAUUUGCAGCUAUAUAUGCACAUAGUGGCUGUCAUACCGCUUGCAUGUGCUAUUACAGAUCAUUCGGCAUUAGAAGUGAAUGGAAAAUCCCACUCCCACAAUCCCAUUACGCUAUACUGUCUAUUACUGGAGAUGUUACUUUGAAAUGAUUGGCUGAGGGCUAGUAAUGAAACAGUUAUCUGUUCAGGAGGAAGCCACCAAACCCUUGUGUGGGAAUGUCUCUAGUGCUGAGCCUUUGCAAGUUCUCCUUAAACCACUAAAUACCACCACCCAAAUGGCUACGCAGGAACUGGACUGCACAGAUAUCAAGCAUUCAUAUUCGGUACAGGGUAUCGGUAGCUGUAAGAUGGACAGACCUUUGACUGAGUCGGACAAUAUACAGAGCCAAGACAAAACAGACACUCGGGAUCCUGAUCUAAAACUGGAUGUAAGGCAAGAUCACAAUCGUUUAGGUUGGCAAGGGCUGGAUCUGAGGCAUACUUCUGGUAACUUGGAUCUACACAAAGCUCCUAUAAAUGAAAUUAGAGAUAGUGAAAACACACAACAGAUCACUGAACAAAGCCCAGGCAAUACUGGAAUACAGGAACUGGCUACAAGCGAAACACCAAAAGGCAUGAAAAACCCCAUCAGUUCACAAGAAGACCUAAAACAGAACCCAGGUGACAUGGGCACUCUGGAACUGGCUAUAAUACAAACACUUCAUAACAUAGGUCAUGCCAUGAGCUCCUCGGAACAAACUGUAAAGCAGAGCCCAGUGAGCAUGGAAAUAACUGUGAAUCUGCCAGAGGACAUUGAUACAAACAGCCAAGCUGUAAGCCAAUGUACACUUUACACACACAACACAGAUGUGACACAGAGCCAAGAUAUAGACUCCCAAACGAUCAGCCACAGUGCAGAUAACAUGGACUCUCAAGAGCUGAAUAUAAAAGCAGUUAGUAUAGCUGCACAAGUGCUAAACAUGAACUCCAAGACACCAAAUAGCAUGGUACAGAGCAGGAACCCAAAUUAUGCUGAUACACAGGAUCCAAACAAAAGAAGGACUUUAGAGAGCAAGUGCAUCAUAGAUACUUUUUCAGCUCAGAGCUCAAAUAACGCGGUUGUCCAGGAAACUGGCAUGAUUCAGAGUUCGGAUCACAUCUAUAUCCAAGAUAUGGUUGCAAGACACAGCUCGAAUAUAAUGGCUUCCCCGGACAAAGACAUCAUAUACCAUAGUUAUCCAGAAAAGAUCUCAAGUGCUCCGAUACCAUCCAUACCAUGUUCUGUGUCUGAUGCAAGUAAUGUUUAUCAGUCACUUCUCUCUGAGGGCUCAAGCUCCAUUCUGGUUCAGUCAGACAGGCCAGCAACAGCCUUUUCCACCGGUUCUGUAGAUGGCAUCAUUAAUGCUCCUAUCAACCCCCAGAUAAUUCAAGGCUGUAUUGUGGCAAAUCCUGAAGGCAGCAACUCUGAAAUCACCCAAUACCUGAUCCUUCAGGAGCAAGAUAGUACCUCCUCUGUAACUGUGGCUUCUGUACCUGUUGGGGAACGCUACCAAACACAUGGCUCUUCUUGUGCUGCUGAAAGUAUGGCUGAUGCUGAAAGUUUGGAAGGGAUGGUGGAAGUGGUCUUUGUGCAGCAGUAUAAGUGUAAGAUGUGCAAAUACAAGAGCACCUCCAAACCCACCUUGCUUCGUCAUGUGAGAGAGCGCCACAUCCAGCCAACUUCCAUAGAAGAGAAGAGGAGCCACGAAGGGAAAGUCGCGCGGUCAAAAGAAGAAGAAGAAGAGGAGGAAGAUGAUGAUGAUAUUGUGGAUGCUGGUGCAAUUGAUGACCCAAAUGAUGACAGCGAUUAUAGCCCAGGAGAAGAUACCCCAAACAAUAACUUAGAAUCAGCUCAUGGAAUACUAAUUAAAGAGAGGCCACGUAGGAAGCCAGGCCGCCCACGCAAGAUUCCGCGCAUUGAUGGUCCUAAACUGGACAUUCCACUGUCCAGCAACGACAACCAGACAGACCAGGGUGUUACGAACUCUGACCUUGAGAACAAGGACCCUGCUUCCUUGGCCAUAUCUGAGGAACAGAGUCCACCCAAGAGGAUGCGAGGCCGCCCUCCUAAGCAUAUUCGUGGGAAGAAAUACCGUAGAUUCAGAGGUAGUCGGUUUUACAGACCCCCUAGUAAACGUCUUCUUAGACCCUUCAUCUGCAGAAUCUGCGGUUCCAGCUUCCUUACCCAUGAUGAUUUUACUUUUCAUGUGACAUCACAUGUUGGUAAUGACCCACAAGCGUUUCAGUGUCAGCAGUGCAGUUAUCAAUGUCGACGCUGGUCUUCACUCAAGGAGCACAUGUAUAAUCACAAGGGAAGCAAACCAUAUAAAUGCGAGGAGUGUGAGUACACAAGUGUUUACAAAAAGGAUGUGGUCAGGCACUCAGCUGUGCAUAGAGAAGAUCGAAAGAAGAAAUCCGAGAAGACUUCAAAACCAGCUUCCUACCCAUGCCCUGUUUGUGGCCGUAUAUACACCAUGCAAAAGAGGCUAACCCAACAUAUGAAGAUACACAGCGCUGAGAAACCUCACAUGUGUGAUAAGUGUGGUAAAGCCUUCAAAAAGCGUUACACCUUUAAGAUGCACCUUCUGACUCACUUGCAGUGUGUGGGGAAGAGCAGGUACAAAUGUGAGUUCUGUGAAUAUAUUUGUGGCGAUCGAAAGCAACUCCUAAAUCACCAACUAACGCACAUGAACGACAAGCCAUUCAAAUGUAGUCAAUGCAAAUACCACACCUACCGACAGGACUUUCUGCUGUCCCACAUGGCCACCAAACAUGCAGGUGGGAAGCCCUUUGCUUGUGACCACUGUCACUUUACUACCAAGCACAAGAAGAAUCUUCGGCUCCACGUGCAAAGCCGACAUCCGCUCCUCUAUAAUGAGUGGUCUCAGCGGCACCCUGAGGAAACACCCAGUCGUCGACGACCUUUUUUUUCUAUGCAGCAGAUUGAGGAGCUCAAGCAGCUGCAUGAACAGUCAGAAAACCAGGGUCCCUCGCCUCAGGAAGUGGUGAUGGAUGCAGCAGAACUCAGUUAUCAAAUACUUCAGCCUACAUCGCAGUCGCCAACAGAGGAGCAAUCACAUGGUGCGCUUGGAGCUGCAGCCAUUAUAUAUGAACAAGAAGGUGAAGAGGAAGAAUAUGCAACCAGGGCUGCUCUCGAUCUGCUUCUCAAUAUGAGCACUCGAAGGGAAGGCACAGGAGGCCCUCUGCAAGUGGCAGUAGUGAAAUCUGGCUCCGGCGGGGAGGUUCAGAGCUCACAGAGCAUGGCUCAUGAGCCCCACAUGGCUCAGGUCCUGACUUUGCAUGUGGAAGGAAACGGAGUGACGAGCGUUCAAGAGGCUGGCUAUGAGGAUGCAGGAGUUGAAGAUACUGGAUACGAAGGGGCUGUGCAGCAGAUAACUAUCGACAAUGCCUUCACAACUGCCGAAUACAGCUUAAUAAACACAGAAAAUAUUCCAGCGUCACUGUGCAGUGAAACCAGUGCUUCUCCAGGAUCAACACUGCUGGGGGAAAACAUAAAGGACAAAAUCCUGCGCAAAUCCCAGCAAGCUGAACAUGUUUCAGAUCAUUCUGCUGCCCCUGCAGCCAAGAAAUUUUGCUGUAAGCUUUGUGGAACCACCUUUUUGGGUCGAUCUGAGAUGGAGAUUCACAAGAGAGCACAUGUCCCUAGCGGCGGAUUUAAAUGCCCGGACUGCAUCUUUACUGCUGCAAACUGGCCUGAAGUGCGGAAUCACCUGUCUGUGCAUAGCGAUCGCCGGCCGCACCGCUGUGAUCAGUGCAGUUUUGCCUGCAAAAAUAAGAGAGAUCUGAGUAGGCAUUCCAUGAUACAUACCAACCAAAGGCCACACUCGUGUCCCAUAUGUGGGCAGAGGUUUACUAGGAAAGCUCACUUGAAGUUCCACAUACAGAGGUUGCAUCGAGGAAAGAACAAUGAGCCACAAGAGAAUGAAGCAGAGCUAACACCGGCCCCAUCCCUGGAAGAGGAGCAUAUUUUCCUGACCCAAGAGGAAUCCAUGGCCAGCCAGGAAGAUACAGCUUAUAUUCAAGAGAUCACAACAGCUGAUGGACAGACCCUGCAGCAGCUGGUCACAGCAGAUAACCAGGUACAAUACAUUAUCUCUCAGGAAGAUAUCCCUCACCUCAUUCCCCAGGAAUAUGUUGUGCUACCAGAUGGACAUCAUAUCCAGGUCCAAGAUGGUCAGAUAACACACAUUCAGUAUGAAUCAGGCACCCCAUUCCUGCAAGACCCCCAGAUCCACUUUGUCCCCAUGUCCCCUUCUCAGCAGCUCCUCACCCAAGAACAGCUCCAAGCUGCAGCGCACUCUGCUGUCACAGCCGUGGCAGAUGCAGCGAUGGCCCAGACAGUGUUCAGUACAGAAACGGAGCAGCCUCUUCCGCAAGAGAUUGAAUAUGAUAUUAUCACACUGGGGGAGUGAGUGCAUCCCUGCUGGGGCUGACACCAGGGAUCGGAUCCCUACCAGCGCUGCCUUUCAAUGCACUUUGUUUUAUUCUUGUAAAAUGUACCUACCGAACUGCCACCUAAUAGCCGCUGGAUAACUUGGCCUUCAGGAGGGCAGAAGAUAAAAUAUUUUUUGCUACUGUGUACCUCAUCUGUAAUGUGACAAAUGCCUAAAAUUCAGUUGUUUUACUGAAGCACCAGGACAGCUACUGCCGAUGGCUGCUCUGGGGAUUUUUUUCAAAUGCACAAAAUUAUUUCAGUUAUUAAAAAGUGAAAGUGGAGAAAG
Messenger RNA from Xenopus tropicalis (tropical clawed frog), 5112 nucleotides. It is a transcript of the gene znf335, whose product is annotated as zinc finger protein 335. The transcript has 28 exons. Lineage: Eukaryota; Metazoa; Chordata; Amphibia; Anura; Pipidae. Gene Ontology annotation, cellular component: nucleus. The coding region runs from base 520 to 4803 and encodes 1427 amino acids. The record is from RefSeq and is a predicted model, not a curated record.